AUCGUUUUCGUAUCAUUGUUUUUGUUAUUCUCUUAUCACCAUAACCUCCGCGUAGAUGUUGUUUUGAUUGUCGUAAUUCGCAAAGUAUUACCGUGUAACAAAGCUACUAUCGUCUUUUUGAAUGUCCAACGUUGCUCAGAAAAUGAAGGUCCUUUCACUCUAUAAGCAGAUGAUUCGUGAGUCGCAAAAAUUCAGUUCCUACAACUAUCGAAUGUAUGCCCUUCGACGAAUCAGGGAUGCUUUCAGAGAUAAUAAGAGCCUAAGUGAUUCAGCUAAAAUACAAUCAGAGCUGGAGUAUGGACAACGAAAUUUAGAUAUCAUUAAACGACAGGUACUUGUCGGUCAAUUGUUCCAAACGGAUAAAUUGGUGAUUGAAAAAUAGAGCAUUCGUAUGAAUGGAUGAAAUCGUGAUCCACUUAAUUUGCUGCACUAUGCACUCUGCUGUAGGCAAGCUUGCAGGUUAGUUAUGUUGACUUUAAAAACCGGACUGAGGGAACAGGUUUAUAAAUGAGAAGUGUUUGAAAGCUUUCGUAUACAAAAUAGUUGUAUGUUAAAUAAACUGAAUAGGUACUCGAAA
Molecule: messenger RNA, 577 nt
Organism: Wyeomyia smithii (pitcher-plant mosquito)
Lineage: Eukaryota; Metazoa; Arthropoda; Insecta; Diptera; Culicidae
Gene: bcn92
Product: LYR motif-containing protein 4
Exons: 3
Coding region: 122-382 (86 amino acids)
Biological process (GO): iron-sulfur cluster assembly
Cellular component (GO): L-cysteine desulfurase complex; mitochondrion
Source: RefSeq, a predicted model, not a curated record